This is a messenger RNA of Ochotona princeps (American pika), 1138 nucleotides long. Its product is annotated as V-type proton ATPase subunit S1-like protein. The record is from RefSeq and is a predicted model, not a curated record. Lineage: Eukaryota; Metazoa; Chordata; Mammalia; Lagomorpha; Ochotonidae. Gene Ontology annotation, cellular component: proton-transporting V-type ATPase complex. The transcript has 7 exons. The coding region runs from base 1 to 1125 and encodes 374 amino acids.
AUGGCGCCUGUCCCGGCCUUGAGCGUCUCUCAGGAACGAGGUGGUAGUGAAAAGAUAAACAUGGAAGCGUGGAGUCAGACCGCGCUUUGCACCUCGCAGCCGCGGUUUCCGGCCUCCGCCACCUCAGGGACUGGCAGCCUCAGGGCCGCUGCGGAGCGGGUAGUCGCGGAAGGCAUGGCCGCCGAGGGGAUGUUGGAGCUCAGAGCCCGGGGCAAACCAACCAGCCCAGGCUGUGGUCAGAAAAAUAAUGGGAGUGUGACAGCCAUCCAGAGUUCCGUAAUACCCGUCACCCAGGCUCUGAAUGUCACUCUGAGCAGAGAAGGACGUUUUGGGGAAAAACACUGGAAUGUGGCCAGCAGCUUUGGGCCCAGAAGUCCCGUUAACGUCUCCGUCGAUGGAUUUCCCUGCAUUCUGUUCUGGGCCAGAAGAAUCACAGUGAAAUUUAAGAACCAGACCUGGCUGGAGUUUGCCAGUGACACCUUUGGCCAGAAGGUGAUGGUGGACAGCAGUAACUCUAACUGCAGCGAGCAAAGUGCCACGUUGUCUCUGAAGCUGGGAGAUGCUGAAAGUCUCACAAGCCUUGCCAUAAGAUUCGUCCUUACCAGUGACAACAAAGUGCCCAUCCAGAGUUGGUUUAGUUUGUACCAAGUCCAGAUUAUUUUCAACAAUUCAGUCCAUGCAACGUUCAAUGCAACUGGCAUAUACGCCCCGAGGAGUUACUCGUACCACUGCCACCUGGUCAGCAGCCUGCAGGGGGCCGAUGCGCUGCUGCUGCCCAGAGACCCCGGGCACGUGCCCAGCCUGUGGGAGGUUGCUUUCACUGAUUUCCAGAUCCAGGCCUUCGGCAUCCAGGGCGCGCAGUUUGCCAAGGCCCGAGACUGCGCCCCUUCCUUCUCGCCCGCCGUUCUCAUGGGCCUGGCCACGUCCCUGAUCCUGCUGCUCGUGCUGGCCUACGCCGUGCACAUGCUGGCCUACCUGCGUGCUCUGGACCGGCACUACGAGUGCCUCGCCUCCCCUGCCCGCUUCCCACUGCCCAACGCUUGCGAAGCCUCAGAAGAGAAGGAGCUGCUCCAGGGCCAGGACGCCGAGUGCUAUGAACUGAGGAGCCGCGAUGCCUAUGAUUAGCAGCCCAGGCCCU